Humulus lupulus (European hop) is the source of this 1273-nucleotide messenger RNA. Its product is annotated as glycine-rich cell wall structural protein 1.8-like. The transcript has a single exon. Bases 81 to 1064 code for a protein of 327 amino acids. NCBI's taxonomy places the organism in Eukaryota, Viridiplantae, Streptophyta, Magnoliopsida, Rosales, Cannabaceae. The record is from RefSeq and is a predicted model, not a curated record.
ACACGAUUUCAGACCUCUUCUCACUCCUAUAUAAACCCUUACCAUGUCUAACCUUCUCAGGCAUUCUUCAAUCUUACACCAUGGCUAAGCAUAUCAAGCUUCGCAUCAACACUCGCCUUCUCCUUCUCUUUCUAGCUAUUGGCAUUUGCUCUGCCACUAGACUCUUAUUUACUUACGAACCCAAUGUUGGUGGUUACGCUGCUGCUGGAGGACAUGGUGGCAGCAGCGGUGGUGGAAAAGGCUAUGGUGGUGGUAGUUAUGGCGGCGGUGGAGGAGGUGCAGGCAGUGGUGGUGGAUAUGGAGCGGUAGGAGAACAUGGGGCUGCUGGCUAUGGAGGUGGCAGCGGAGAAGGAAGCGGUGCUGGAUAUGGGGCUGCAGGUGGACAUGGCGGUGGUGGAGGCAGUGGUAGUGGUGGUGGUGAGGCUGGAUAUGGUGGUGCAGGUGCUUAUGGAGGUGGAGGAGGGGAAGGAGGCGGGGCUGAAUAUGGUGCAGGUGGGGCACAUGGUGGUGGUGGUGGAGGCGGUAGCGGUGGUGGAGCAGCUUAUGGUGGUGCAGGAGGUGGUGCAUAUGGCAGUGGGGGAGGAAAAGGAGGUGGAGCCGGGUAUGGUGGUGCUGGUGGAGAAUUUGGGGCUGGACAUGGCGGUGGUGGAGGUGGUGGAAGUGGUGGUGGUGGUGCGUACGGUGGUGUUGGGAGUAGUGGUUAUGGAGGCGGUGCAGGUGAAGGAGGUGGUGCCGGGUAUGGUGCUGGUGGAGGACAUGGUGGUGGUAGUGGCGGCGGUGGUGGAGCUGGAUAUGAGGGAGAGCAUGGUGCUGGUUACGGCGGUGGUGGUGGAGGUGGAGCAGGGGGAGGAUACGGUGCUGGUGGUGCAGGGUAUGGAGGCGGCGGGGGCCAAGGUGGAGGUAGCGGAGGGGGUUAUGGUGCUGGUGGAGCUCAUGGAGGUGGAGGUGGAGGAGGAUCCGGCGGUGGCUCUGGCGGCGGCGGUGGUUACGCAGGUGGAGGUGCACAUGGGGUGGGCUAUGGAAGUGGUGAAGGUGGUGGCCAUGGUGGGGGCUAUGCCCCUUGACAAUACCAUUUCUUUUUUCGCGCGUGCAUGGUUUAUGAGUACCUCUUGCUCUUGCCUUUAAUAAUAGCAAAAAAAUAAGAUCAAAUUGUAGUAAGUGGGUGUCUAUAAUAUUUAUUAGCAUACUUCGAAUGCAGUUGUAUGAUGAAAAAAAAUAUGUAUUCUCUUCUAUUAUUAAUUAAUUAUGCAAUAAUAUUAUUCUUAUUUUGUUC